AUGGCUGGCAAUUCGGGAGGUCAUGGCAAUCAUCCAAUCCACAUGCAUCCAGUCCGGCCUUUAUACCGAUAUUCUGCAACCUUGUUAGGCGCCUCGAUGUGGUUCUUCCUUAUGUACCGUGCAAAGAAAGAUGGGCCAGUACUGUUAGGAUGGAGGCACCCGUGGGAUCAUUGA
This is a messenger RNA of Letharia columbiana, 174 nucleotides long. RefSeq lists its product as uncharacterized. The transcript is spliced from 3 exons. The record is from RefSeq and is a predicted model, not a curated record. Bases 1 to 174 code for a protein of 57 amino acids. Lineage: Eukaryota; Fungi; Ascomycota; Lecanoromycetes; Lecanorales; Parmeliaceae. Gene Ontology annotation, cellular component: mitochondrial inner membrane.